This is a messenger RNA of Oncorhynchus keta (chum salmon), 1460 nucleotides long. RefSeq lists its product as uncharacterized. Gene Ontology annotation, cellular component: extracellular region. The coding region runs from base 56 to 721 and encodes 221 amino acids. The record is from RefSeq and is a predicted model, not a curated record. Gene Ontology annotation, biological process: immune response. Gene Ontology annotation, molecular function: chemokine activity. Lineage: Eukaryota; Metazoa; Chordata; Actinopteri; Salmoniformes; Salmonidae. The transcript is spliced from 3 exons.
AUUAAGACUUCUAAACCUGAAAACUUUCAAAUCUGAUCACUUUCACCAGCUGAAGAUGAGGUUGAGUCUGAUGUUCUGCACUUGGCUCUGUGUAGCCUCAUGGAUGGCCGGGGUCUAUGCAAAUGUUGGACCCAUCAAGAGCUGUUGUCUUCAGCUGUCACAGACAAGAGUCCACCCUAAUAACGUAGUGGACUACACCGUACAAACUACAGUGCUGUGUUCCAUCGACGCUAUAGUGUCAGUACACUACAAUAAUAUUUCCUACACUGUCAUACUACACCGUAAAGAUUAUAAAUUACACACCAUAGGCAGGAAAAGAAUCUGCGCUGACCCAGGAAGGGAUUGGGUGAGGAAGGCCGUGGGAAAGGUGGAUGAAGCCAGAAUGAUCAAGAGAGAGGAGGAGGAGGGAAAGGAGAGAGAGACAGUGACCAAGGGACCGGCAGUGCCACGCAAACACGGAAAAGGACAAAAGAAGGGAGGCAAAAAGGGAAAGGGGAAAGGAGGGAAGAGGGGAGGAAAGAGAAAAGCUGUAUGUGUUUGUGUGUGUGAUAGAGGUUUGAUCAUGACUCUCAAGCUGUAUGUGUUUGUGUGUGAUAGACGGUUGAUAAUGACUCUCAAGCUGUAUGUGUUUGUGUGUGAUGGAGAGUUGAUCAUGACUCUCAAGCUGUAUGUGUUUGUGUGUGUGUGGUUUUGGCUAUACCAGAAGUCCUCACAAGGAUAGUAAAACAAGGAACAUUUGGACAAGUGGGGACAUUUCAAAGAGAAAUGGAAGAGGGCGCAAGAGAACUGGUAGGCUAACUGAGAACCUUGAUGUUAGGUCUAAAAGGUGGACUUCAGCAUCUAGGAGACGAUCACAAUGAGAUCAAAGCAGUAUGGUGACAAGGACGUCUACCUAUGAUGGCAUGUUGUAAGUGCAAUUUUAUCCAUGACAAAUUUUUAUUUUCAAUGUGGACACAAAGUUGUUUUUGUCACUGAUAAAUGGGACCAAUGCUAAUUAAGUUGAACAAUAUUACUGUUUAGUGAAAAAUGUACUGGUGUCACGCCUUGGUCUUAGUAUUUUGUGUUUUGUGAAGAAUGUGCGGUUUUGUCUGCAUAGCUGUCACGCCCUGGUCGAAGUAAUGUAUGUUUGUCUUCAUUUAUUUGGUCAGGCCAGGGUGUGACAUGGGUUUUUGUGGUGCGUUUUUGUCAUGGGGUUUUUGUGGGGUGUCUAGCAUAGUCUAUGGCUGCCUGAGGCGGUUCUCAAUCAGAGUCAGGUGAUUUAUCGUUGUCUCUGAUUGGGAACCAUAUUUAGGCAGCCAUAUUCUGUGAGUGUUUUCGUGGGUGAUUGUUCCUGUCUCUGUGUUAGUGUUCACCAGAUAGGCUGUAAUAGGUUUCACGUUUCGUUUGUUGUUUUUUGUAUAUUAUAGUUAUUUCAUGUAUCGUCGAUUCUUCAUUAAAGAACAUGAGUAACCACCACGCUG